AUGUUUAAAACACUAAACUUCGAAGCUAGGAAUAGCACAGGUUUCUGGAUAUUGGCCCUAUCUGUCCCAUUACUUGUAGCUGAUGUCACAUCUACAGAUCAAUCACCCUGUGAACCUAGAGGACCCCCAGGGCCUAUGGGACCCAUCGGUCCUGUAGGGCCACCUGGCAUUCAAGGUAUACCGGGACCAGUAGGACAGCGUGGUUUGCCUGGACCUAUUAUGAAGUGUCCACCUCCCCAAUCUGCCUUUUCUGUAAAGUGGAGCGGGUCCCUUCCUGGGCCCUCCAAGCCCAUAGUCUUCCAGAAAGCUCUGUACAACCAUCCAGGCCACUUUGACCUGGCCACUGGAGUGUUCAACUGCAUUGUCCCCGGUGUAUACAACUUUGGCUUUGACAUUGUACUGGUAGAGAAUGCUGUCAGGGUGGCACUCAUAAAGAAUGGCAUCCAGGUGAGAGACAAACAAGCAGAGGCUAAGAACAGCCAUGAGCAAGUCUCAGGAAGCUGCAUCUUGCAACUGGAGAAAGGAGACAAGGUCUGGCUGGAGUCUAAGCUGGAAAAAGCAGAAUUUGAAAAAGGAACUACUCAUUCUGUGUUCUAUGGGUUCUUGCUCAGUGGAAAUUCAAGCUGA
Molecule: messenger RNA, 627 nt
Organism: Chrysochloris asiatica (Cape golden mole)
Lineage: Eukaryota; Metazoa; Chordata; Mammalia; Afrosoricida; Chrysochloridae
Product: protein HP-25 homolog 1-like
Exons: 3
Coding region: 1-627 (208 amino acids)
Molecular function (GO): protein binding
Source: RefSeq, a predicted model, not a curated record